This is a messenger RNA of Pelodiscus sinensis (Chinese soft-shelled turtle), 936 nucleotides long. The record is from RefSeq and is a predicted model, not a curated record. NCBI's taxonomy places the organism in Eukaryota, Metazoa, Chordata, Testudines, Trionychidae.
AUGGAAGAGGGAAAUCACUCGGAAGCGACUGAAUUCAUUCUCUCAGGACUGACAGACCAUCCGGAGAUGCAGGCCCCCCUGUUUGUGUUGUUCCUACUGAUCUAUGUUAUUACCCUGGUAGGGAAUGGGAGGAUGAUCUUGUUAAUCACAAUUGACUCCCGACUCCACACCCCCAUGUACUUUUUCCUCCGGAUUUUGUCUUUCUCUGAUCUCUGCUAUUCCUCAGUGAUUGUUCCUCAGAUUCUGCAGAUUUUCUUAGCGGAGAGGAAAAGCAUUUCUCGCACUGCCUGCGCUGUGCAAAUGUAUUUCUUUCUUCAUUGCGUAGACAUUGAGUGUCUCUUGCUGGCUGUGAUGGCGUACGACCGUUAUGUGGCCAUCUGUAACCCACUGCUCUAUCCGGUCAUAAUAUCCAGACAGCGCUGUAACCAGCUGGUGGCUGGGGUGUUUGCUGUGGGAUUGGUAGAUUCACUGAUACUGACGUGUUAUAUAUUCCAGCUGUCAUUCUGCAGAUCCAACAUCCUCAAUCUUUUCUACUGCGACUCCCCCCCACUGCUGGUUCUCUCCUGCUCUGACACCCGCCCCAGUGAGAUUCUGAUAUUUGCGUCCAUAUGCUACAUCUUAGUGAGCAGCGCUCUGACCAUCCUCCUGUCCUAUGUCUGUAUCUUCUCCACCAUCCUGCGGAUCCGCUCUGCCGAGGGCCAGUACAAAGCCUUCUCCACCUGCGCUUCCCACUUGUGUGCCGUGGGCAUGUUUCAUGGCACCCAACUCUACAUUUAUUUCCGACCCACCUUCUAUUCCAUGGACAUGGAUAAAAUAGCCUCCGUGUUUUACACGGCAGUGAUCCCUAUGUUGAACCCCCUCAUCUACAGCCUGAGGAACAGGGAGGUUAAGGACGCACUGAGAAAAGCAAAGAAUAAACUGCUAACAAAGUCUUGA